AUGCCUCAACCAAAAGUAAAGAUUUUAGGCGUUGUUUAUGGUAUUGGCAUGAACAUAAACAACAUAAUUGGGUCAGGAAUUGUAACCGUACCAGGAAUUAUUUGGAAUUCAGUACAAUCCCCAACAGUCGUAUUAAUAUUAUGGGUUAUAGGUGGACUCGUUAGUAUGCUAGGAUCGUUAUCCUACGUUGAACUUGGUGUUAAACAUAAAAUAAGUGGAGGAGAAACAAAAUAUUUGCAAACAGCAUUUCCGAAUCCAAAAUAUUGCAUUAGUUAUCUUUUUAGCUUCAUGUGCAUUACCGCAAUCAAGCCAGCAAUCACAAGUGCGGUUUUACAAUCUGCGGCGCAAUAUUUUUGGUAUACUAUUAAAGAGGAUCAAUAUAAAUAUGAAAUUAAAUAUGAGAAAAUUGGAUGGACCCUUCCAUUUUCUCCAUUUUGGACUAUAAAAUUAAUUGCGAUUGCAAUUUUAUUUGUUAUAACUGCUUAUCAUAUGAUUAAUAAUAGAUUGGCUAACAUGAUAAAUCAAUCCCUUGCAAUUAUAAAAUUAAUUACAUAUACCAUGAUUGCUAUAGCCGGUCUUUUUCAAUUAUCAACGGAUACAAGCCGGAAUAAUUGGCAAUACUCAAAGAGUGUAAAUACAGAUUUUACUGCUUACUCUUCUGCUUUCUUAUUGGUUAUGUUUAGUUAUAACGGAUGGAAUACUUUAAAUUACUCGCUGGACGAAUUUAAAAAGGUAGAAAAGAAACUUCUUUUUAGUAAUAGUAUCAGCGUAUUAAUUGUUACAGUAUUAUAUUUUUUUGUAAACGUUGCAUAUAUUUCUGUUGUCACCCAAGAAUACGUAUUUAAUCAUGAAAACGAGAAUGAAGUUAUAGGCGCAAUAUUUUUUAAUAAUUUAUUUAAUGAUCGAAAAAGUAUCGUCAGAAUAUUUACUUUUCUAAUUGUACUUUCCGUAAUUGGUACUGCUGCAUCAAAUAUAUGGAGCGGCUCAAGAGUUAUUGUUGCAGCAGCCGAGUCGGAUUAUUUUCUUUCUCGAUAUUCGCGCAAAUUGAGCACAUUACACGAAAGUCGCGACACGCCAAUCAAUGCUUUAUUAGCACAAUUCAUUUGGUGCUCGAUGUUUAUAUUGAUGGGUAGUAGUUUUACUAUUACGAGCUUUCAAUUUUAUUCAAAGUUUUCAAUAUAUAGCGGUUGGAUCUUUUACUUUGCUACUGGCAUAGGUUUGCUAGUAAUUCGAAAUAGAGAGAACAAAAAAUUACAGAAAAAUAAGAUGGAUAAAAGUGAUAGUGAACUGGAUCUAAAUCAUGACGAAAAUAGUGAAACUAGUGAAGUAAACAAAUUGUAUACAGCUCCAUUAUCUUUAGUUUGGCUUUUUGUAUUGGUAGGAUUAUUUAUAAUCAUAUCUGCUUUUAUUGUUCAAGUCCAUUGCUCAUCUGAUCCACAUGACUGUAAAAAAGACAGAAUUCAUAAAAUGACACCAUUUUUGUUCAGUUAUGCAUUUCUCUUUGCUGCUCUAACGUUUUGGUACUAUUAUUGGUGGAAAAGUAAGAAAAAUGAAGCUUAA
Funneliformis mosseae is the source of this 1560-nucleotide messenger RNA. The record is from the annotation of a GenBank genome assembly. Lineage: Eukaryota; Fungi; Glomeromycota; Glomeromycetes; Glomerales; Glomeraceae.